Messenger RNA from Centruroides sculpturatus (bark scorpion), 1835 nucleotides. It is a transcript of the gene Dph2, whose product is annotated as 2-(3-amino-3-carboxypropyl)histidine synthase subunit 2-like. The transcript is spliced from 7 exons. Bases 123 to 1589 code for a protein of 488 amino acids. NCBI's taxonomy places the organism in Eukaryota, Metazoa, Arthropoda, Arachnida, Scorpiones, Buthidae. The record is from RefSeq and is a predicted model, not a curated record. Gene Ontology annotation, molecular function: 2-(3-amino-3-carboxypropyl)histidine synthase activity. Gene Ontology annotation, biological process: protein histidyl modification to diphthamide.
AUUAAUAUUAAUAUUUAAUUAUUUUAAUCAAAUUUUUAUGUGGAAUUUAAUACGGAAAUUGAUGGAAAAAAUUUUGUAUUUAUUAUUAAUUCGUUAAACACGUGUUUACGAAUUUCGGAAGAAUGGCUUUGGUAUUUAGUAGUAAUGAUGACGAAAUAAUAAAGAAAACAAUUUUUUUGAAUGAAAAUUUGGUCAUUUCAAAUGACGAUAUCUAUUCUUUCUAUGAAAUAGAUAGAUGCAUUGACUGGAUAAAAAGCAAUGCAUUCGAAAAGGUAGCUCUUCAAUUUCCAGAUGAGAUGCUGAAAGAUUCAUGCCAAAUUUCUCUAGCUCUUCAGAAUAAUACUGAAAGUAACAUAUAUAUUUUAGCUGAUACCUCAUAUGGAAGUUGUUGUGUAGAUGAAGUAGCAGCAGAACAUGUUUCAGCAGAUGCUCUUAUUCAUUUUGGACAUAGCUGUCUGAGUUCUACAGAUCGUCUUCCUGUUUUAUAUAUAUUUUGUAAUAUGCCUUUUGAUAUUCCCAAUGCUAAAGAAGAAUUUCAGAGAUUGAUUCCUGACUUAAAUAGUUUUGUUGUAUUGUUAUAUGAUACAUCAUAUGCAUAUGUAAUCAAUGACUUUACUGAAGAACUUAAAAAAGACUAUAUUAAUGUUAUUCCAUCAAAAUUGGUCUUUCCAAAACAAAGUGAUACAAAUUUAACUUGUGAUUCAUCCAAUACAAAUAAUGAAGAUAUUAUUAAAUGUAACAGACAGAUUAAAUUACCAGAAAAUAUUUUACUUGAGCAGUGCAAGAUGUUUUACAUUGGUACAGAAGGACCAACAUUAAACAGUCUAAUUAUGACGUUAAAUUCAUCAAAAUUUUAUUCAUACAAUCCUUGUACUUUAAGGGGAAGAGAGGAAUCAGUAAACAUCAAUCAAGCCUUAAGGAAACGUUACUACCUCAUAGAAAAAGCUAAAGAUGCUCAAAUGGUUGGAAUAUUAGUUGGAACUCUUGGUGUAUCAAAAUAUUUAACAGUUAUUAAACAUUUAAAAGAACUUAUCAAGAAAGCUGGUAAAAAGCCAUAUGUUCUUGCUGUUGGUAAAUUAAAUGUAGUUAAAUUAGCAAACUUUCCAGAAAUAGAUAUAUUUGUUCUUGUAGCAUGUUCAGAAAAUUCCCUUAUUGAUUCUAAAGAAUUUUAUCAACCAAUUCUUACACCAUUUGAAUUAGAAAUUGCUUAUAACCAAGCAAGGCAAUGGACAGGAAAUUAUAUAACAGAAUUUUCAGAAUUAUUAUCAGGAUCUGCAAAUUAUGUUCCAAAUGAAGAUAACUCUGAUGUUCAACAUGAAAUUUCACUAGUCUCAGGAAAGCUACGAUCUGUAGGUGUUAUUGAUUCUCAAGCUGAUGACACAUCUGAUACCACUACUAUAACUGUAAGAAAUGAGAAAUUAACAUUGUCUACAAUUCAUUCUCAGGCUGCAGGUGAAUAUUUGAUGAAUCGCACAUGGAAAGGAUUGGAACAAAAUUUAGGAGAGACUCCAGUUGUGAAAGCCACAGAAGGUAAAAUUGGUAUUGCUUCUGGUUAUGAAGGAGAAGGCAAUGCACCUGAUAUUAAUUAAAAUAAUUUUAUAAUUUAUUGGGAUGUUAUUUCUUUUAUUAAAUUGUAAAUUAUGUAAAUAGACAACUUUAGUAAUAUGUUAAGGUUUCCAAUAAAAAUUAUUAAGAAAAAUAUUUUAAGAUAAUUUUUGUUCUUUUAAUACCUUUUAUUAUAUGUAUAUUAAUGCAAUUUAUAUUAUAUUUUGCAAAACUUUACUUUGCAUUGUUAAUCUAAUUUUGAUUAAAUAUACUUGGAAUUGCUGAUAAAA